UCACACGAAUCGUAGACUCAGAACAGCUAUUAUGACCUUCCGCACCACGCAAUGAAACGCAUUCAAUUUUUAUGUUAGGGGAAACAUUCAAGAAUAAAGGAUUGUAAAUUCAACGAAGGCAAGAUCUGGUGAAUCUAAAAUGACCGUGGAAUUAAAUUCAGCUCCCGAAUAAGACAAAUCUGAUGCGAAACAGGAAAUAUGUCAUUAAAUGAACAAGAAAAGCAGUUGUUAGAAACACUGUUGAGUCAGGCUGAUGCCGUAUCCCCUUCAUCAGAAAGAUCACAGCAUGCAGAACAUACAGAUUUUCAUAAUUCCAAUAAUGACUUCCAUUUUCUGGACAAGCUCAUCAACAGUGGCAUGGGAAAUGACAUUGAGAGUAUGGCCUUCUCACAGUCAACUUCUAGUGCUUCCUUCGUUGAACCAAGACAUAACACCAGUUUCCAGUCAGGUGUUGAGGGGCAGGACAGUCAGCAGAAUGGUUCAGUGGGACAAGCAUUUACCCAGCAGCCAGCAACAGCAUAUGCUUCUCAGCAGAGUCCAAUGCGGGGAUUCCAGCAAUACUCAUCAACUCUGCCGUCAUCCAACUCCGAUCAUGUACCAAUGAGUCCCUCUAUGACAGAUGAUUUUGAAAGCCAAGGUGCAGGCUAUCAGCAACAGUUUCCAACGGCCACUCAAAAAAGCCUGGAUUGCUGCCCACUGGAUCAGCCUGGCCCUACAACUGACUGCUAUGGAAACUCUUCCAGUUUUACAUCACAGUUCAAGUUAGACUUGAGCUUAUCUGCACCUAGUAACCUUGUCAGCUCAUCAUCAGGAUUGAGCUUCCAGGCACAAACAGCUUCAUUUCCAGAGUCAGAUAGCAGCGUGGAGAGUGAUCAGCCUAAGCCAUACCACCAUAGUACAGGGCCGUUUCAGCAUGCUGCCACUGGGCCUACUGCUGGCAGUGGUGGUGCCGAUGUAAAUAGUCUUUCACCAGGUGGCUGCCAGAGUCAGGUGGCAGACUACCAACACCAGCCAUUUCCCAACCACUUUUCCCCUGCUGAACCCAGUGUUGCCUCUGUGCCUGCUGUGAGUCAGACAGGCAGUAUCCAUCAGCAUUUCCAGGGGACACCACAGUGUGCUUCUGUAGGAGACACUGAUAGUUCUGCUGCUACUCUAGAUUUCAGCAGUCAGAUACCUGGAUUUCAGACACAGCAGCACCAGCAGAGCACACUUUUUCAGCAGGGUAACCCCCAGGCUUCAGGAUGUUUGGAUAAGGCACUACAGGAAAGCAGGCAUGAUGGGACCCUUGUGCACUACCAGCCUGAAACCUCCGGAUUUUCCCAAGAACCGCAACAUCAGCAACAACAGCAAGCAGUUGUGUUUCCUCAUGGUGCCUCAUCAAGUGCUGUGUUAUCUAGCACACAGGCAGGAAGUUUUCCUCAGCAACAGCAGCAGCUUGGUCAGUUUCCAAACUGCCUCCAUUCCUGUGGCCAGAAGGAAGAGGAAUGUGGGAGUGCAGGUGUUGCACCGAUCCAGCUUUCAGACUUUCAAAUGCAGCCCUCUUUCCAAAGUCCUGCAAGCAGUACUUCACAGUCUAGUUCUCAACAGCAGGUUUCUGACAACCCAAAUACCUAUCAUUCAUUUGCUAAUAGUCCAGCACCCUACCAGCAGCAGACCACAGGAUUUGGAUCUCAGAAUUCAAUUCAUAUUCUGGCGCCAUCUACAGCACAAACUGAACAAAAUGUAGGUGUUUGCCAGGCCCAGAUAUACCCACAACAGGGAGAUCAAAGUCUUGGAGUCACAUUCCACAGUCAGGGAUCACCAUUUUCUCACAGUAUUAUUCAUCAGGGAGACCAGACUGUUUCCUCCACUGAUGCUCAGGCCCAGCCCCAGUGCUACACAGGGGAAACUGUUGUUCAAGAUCAACAGUCUACAGAUGGCUUCAAAUCACAAACGUCUGGUUUUGUGCAUCAUGCAUUUCAGCUGUCAUCACAGACUUCUACUCAGCAAGAUCAUGAGCUGAUGCAGGAGACUCCAAGAGAAAGGAAGAUGGAAGCAGAAUCUACAGCAUUUGUAUCAGACUCAUCUCUUACUCAUACUACAUCCCUUCAAGAUCAGACCAUGGAAGUGAGUGCUGGUGAUGGACAGUUCCGAGAGAAGGUAAAAUCAUUUGACCAACAGUCUCCUAUCACACUUCGGCAGCAAGAGCAGCCCAUGGACACUCAGCAGUCACCAUUUUACUCUAGUGCAACUGCAGACUCAUCUAGAGUCUACGAAGCAAAGACAACUACACUAUCUCUGCCUCAAACAGCCGAAGCAGGUGAAAGUUUCUUGAAACAAAGUACAAGGUUUCAGGGGAAUUUAAAUGGGUUUCAGGCCACCCCAGCUGUUUGUUCAUCAGAAGAUGGUAUGCAACAGUUUGCAGGUUUUAUACCCAGCAGUCUCCCUGUCAACACUAUACCAUUUUCACCAAAGCCUGAUGCCAAGAAUAACACUAUGUGCAGUAACUUUACAAACUCUAGUUUGUUUGGAUCUCAGAGCAUUGGAGUAGCUGGACAAAAUACUGCUCGACCAUCAUUUGCUGAAACAUCCCAAGUAUCAGAUAACUCUUCCAACACCCCUACUCCCUCCCCCUUGCAGUCCGAUGUGCUGAAUCAGAGUGCUGCCAGUUUUAACCAGUUUGAGAACAGUAAUGGAUCUACCUUCAUCAACAGUUCCAAACAGCAGCAACAGUCAGUGGUGCAACAUCAGCUAGAGCAACAACCUCUUCACAUGCCACAGCAGCUUGUUCAACAGCAACAACAACAUCAGACUCAUCUGCAGCAUGGUAUUUACUCUCAAGGAGAGCAGACAAGGGAUUCUUUCUCUCUGAAUCAAAAUGCCAGCUCAGAGAUACUGACUGCUUUCAUUUGCCAGGAAGCAGGCCCACACUUUGGACAAGGUUUAUCAUCAGCUCCUCAGGUUCCAUUGCACACUGCCUCUGUACCAGUAGUAAACAGUAAUCAGCAGGAUUCCAGUCACUUUCAGCCAGCCAGAGUUGCUGUUGGACAGCAGCAAGGCCCAGCACCUGCUCAUGUGGUCGGCACACACCAACCAUCCCCACCUUUCAACAUGGCAAACUUAAGCUCCAACUCUCAUCCCCAACAAUCCCCCAUCACCUUGACCCCAGACAAAUCGCCUCUAGCUGCCUUGUUUGACUCCAGACAGGCUAAUGCUGCCCUGAAUUUGCUGGCUUCUGUUGUGCUAAGCCAGAUCCAGGCUGUCUUGCCCCACAGUGCGCAGAUCUUUGCUGCUAGUCAGCAUCAGAAGGAGGGUGGAGUCUUGUCAUCUGGUAAUGUACCAUCUGCAGUUGCUGCUGUUUCUGACCCUAUGCAGCAGUUCUUUCAAAGACAAGUAAAUCUAAACGAUAUUGUUCCAUCGCUGCUUAUUCCUCAGCAGCAACAGCAACAACAAACAUUCCAACCACAACUACACCAUCAGACAGCUCCCAGCCAGAUCCACCACCUUACCCAGAGUCAAGCUGUUCCAUUCCAGCAGUGUCCUCCAUCAUCUCAGACACAACCAAGCUUUCUGGCCCCACAGGUAUCGCAGCAAGCUGCUUUUCUACCUCAGCAACAGUCGCACCAACAAGAUCCUUCAACUGCCUCUUGGCAUCCCCAGCAGCAAAUAUUGCAGGUUCCAAGUUCCAUUGCUAGUAGCCUAGGCCUAACAGUGACCAGCAAUGGGCAGCUGAUGAUUGGUGAGCAAGUGGUCAAACUUGUUGUUCAGCCCAGUUCUUCUGACGGUGGCAGUGGUGUUUCUGGGACACUUUCCAGUCCCCUAGAAGGUGCUGCUGGGCUCCAGCAGACAAUGUUUCCUGCACUGAUGGUAAGCCUUCCAGCAGAUUUGAAGAACAUUGAUGUUCAGCCAUUUGGCUCAGCACUGGUCACUAGUUCCCAUCUUACAGUCACCACCACAGCACCAUCGUUGGAUUCAAACAUAUCAGGCCACACCUCUGUCACAUCAUCUUUCUCGGCGACCCAGCCCGUGCCUGCUGUUACUGCCCCUGAGAUACUUUCCUUGGCCUCCAUUAGCAGUGAUAUUGUUAGUGGGCCUGCUGUUACUCCUUUUAUGACAGCUGGUGUUGAACCUGUGACUGUGCAAGCUUCAAAAGAUAUGAACGUGCUUGCAAAUGCAACCGAGGGUCCAGCAAACGUAGCAGAUGUUUUCCAUUUCCCAGGCAAUCCUGCUGCUGGGAUUGAAAAGCCCAUGGAGAUUUCACAGAGUUCUGGAACUGGUCUUGACUCAGUAGGAGCCUUCAUUAAUGUGGCAGAGGGCAGUGCCAGCAUGACUCUUUUGAAUGCAUUCAAAAUGGCUGUUGCAGACCAGCAUCAGGAUGCUGCUGGAUUUCAGGUUCCAGGCUGUCCUCCAACUCAGACUCUCUCUGCAGGAUUGGCGAACAUUGAGGACACUUGUAAGCCUAUGGAAACAAAUGAAAGAUCUGGAAAAAGUAGUAUCUUGAAGAUGGAUGUAAGUGAGGUAGCAGGGCAGGCUUACAGUGAUGUGUUUUUUGACAAUACUAAGGUGAAAAAUAAUGAAACAUCACAACGACUGGUAAGAAAAUCGUCUGCAGAGGAUAAAGUUGAAGAGAGAAUAGACUCAGGGUCGAUGCUGAGGAGAAUAUUGACAAUGGAAGACAAUGAUGCUCUUGAGGGGUUGCCUAGCAGUGACAUGCUGCCUGAGGGUUCCUCACCAGAAACUUCACCGCACAAGCAAGAUCUUGAUUCACCUAAUGCACUUGUUGCAGACACCAACACUCAGGCAACUUUGAUCGAAAAAUCGGAGAAGCUGGACUUAAGCUGUGAAGCCCAUCCAGAAGAUGAGGUUCCUAGUCAAUUUUGGAGUUCAGUGGAAGGUUUUCCUGCUGCCUCAGUAGAUGAGGUGGUGCCAUCUAAAGUUCACAAAGGCUUGAGUGAUCAGGAUGCUUCAUGCAAGAUUGUCACUUUGCCAUCUGUAGAAAAGUUGUUUGAUGCAGGUGGAGCCAGUUCCUGCUCAUCAUUUGUGUUUACAAAGUUUGGCUCAGAGGAUUGUGUUUUCACCUUUGGAACCUGCCAGGCCAGCCUUGUCAGCACAUCUGCUACGGAGACAAAGGUGACAAGUGUCAUUUCAAGUAGUAGCGUGAAGCAGCCAGACUGUGUCAAGCUGUGUGUUUUACCAGCUCCUCCCAUUCGCCCAAGCAGUCGCAGGCAGAAAGAAGCGAGCCUGAGUGCUCAGUUUCCAAGCAAAGUUGGCUCAUAUGAGUUGCGCAUUCUCACCCAGCCUGAGGAGCAGCACCGGGCUCGUUACCUGACUGAAGGCAGUCGUGGUGCUGUGAAGGACCGCAGUCAGCAGGGAUAUCCAGUCAUCAAGCUCCAUGGCUAUAAAGAACCUGCUACGCUCCAGGUCUUCAUAGGUAACGAAGCUGGCCGCAUCAAGCCACAUGGCUUUUACCAGGCUUGCAGAGUCUGCGGGAAAAAUUCAACACCGUGCACAGAGCGAGAGAUUGAGGGUACUACCGUCAUUGAGAUUGAGAUAUCACCGAUGAAUGACAUGAUUGUCAGCAUGGACUGUGUGGGGAUCUUGAAACUAAGAAAUGCUGAUGUGGAGAAGCGCAUUGGUAUAGCCAGAGCUAAAGCCAAGAAGAAGAACAGCACUAAGGCAAGGCUAGUGUUCAGGGUGGCACUGAGGAAACUGGAUGGCUCCUUCAUCACUCUUCAGACAGCUUCUACACCCAUACUUUGUACCCAGCCCAUUGGCCAACCAGAGAUUAGCCGGAUGAGUUUGUCAGAGAUAAGUAUCAACCAGACCAAGGACCUAUUCAUCAUUGGCAAGAAUUUUCUCAAAGGGACGCGUGUAGUGUUCCAGAAGUUGGGACUGGAUGAAAAAACAGUGGAGUGGCAGAGUGAGGCUGAGAUUGAAGCCGAGUACUUCCAGCAGACACAUUUAAUCUGCAAAGUACCAGAAUAUCCAAAGAAAGACAUAGAGAAGCCUGUGUAUGUCCAGAUAGUUGUACAAAGUGGAGGCAAGUCUAGUGACCCACAGGACUUUAUCUAUACACCAGCCAAGGUAUUGGUCAAGCAAGAGGAUGCCAUGGAGACAGAGUCCUUGGACAAAAGCCUACCAUUUGGUAUAUCUCCUGUUGCUCUACAUUUGAACCGACUCGUGGAGCGCACGCAACAGGCGGCCACAGCAACAUCGCUGUUUCAGCUUCCACCCAACAUCCUGCCCAGUAUUACAUCCAACUCUAUCGUGUCCACCAGCUCUAAAGUGACUUCUAGUGGUUCUGGUCUUGCUAGUCCCAUCAUCAGGCCAGCCACCUUCACUCUGCCAGCAGGCAGCCCAGGAGUUAUUAACCUAGUUGCCAAGACAGCACCACUGCUGUCUUCAGCUGCAGGCAGCACUUUGAAUCUGAAGACAAAGCCUGCAGGCCUUCCCAUGCACAUUGUAAUCCCCUCUCUGCAGCCUAGCCAGCCCAACACAGGUGAAACAGGUCAGUCAGGACUGAAACUGCCCAAACUGCUAAUGGUAAAUCCAGGUACAGUGCCAGUAACAAAUGGUGACACCAGUGGCUUAAGUAUUGGCAGCUGUAGUGGUGUAGGUGCAAACACUGGGGUUCGAACAGCUUCCACCUCACAAGUUGUCAGUGCUGCAACUACCCCUUCAACUGCCAGCAGUUCUGUGGCUAACAACAGAUACAGCAAUGUGGGAAUAAGUGCACAGUCAGCAGUCAGCUCUGCCCCCAUGAUCGUAAUCUUGACGACACCAGCCAGUACAUCAUCUGUUGCCAGCAACACUGGCAGCACACCACAGUGGCGAGCUUGCUGAAGCAGAUUGUAGAAGCAGCCAGACCCGCUUGCGCCUAGCUCACUGUCCAGCAGUCUGCUCAAGAGGCGCCUUGCAUGUGUGUGUGGCCUGUUGCUGACAUGACACCGCUAACCACCUUCCCUUGUGCCCCCUGUGUGAUGGCUUGGCAGCCCACCCACCCACCCCACAUCACUGCUUGUGGCCUUGAUGUUCCUGUCAUGAAGUGAGAUGUUUAAAUGUCCAUUGUCUCCUGCACAUAGUCUUGUGGAGUCCAGCAUUUGUCAUUGUCAUCCCUUGUGAGUGUCUAAGGCCUUUCUCACUGCAUGCUGGCCAGAAUCAGAACAGCAGCAGUGCCUAGGUUGGAGGGGUGGGGGCAACAUUUAGUUUAUUUUCAGUGCUGCACUCAGUACAGUCUUACAGCUUAUGACUUGCCAGAUUUGAAUAUCAGGCCUAUAUUCUGUCAACAAAAUAUUAUUAUUCAUAUAGAUUUGUGAAUUUGCUGUGUUGUAACAAGCCAAGCCCACUCACUUUAUCACAAAAAAAAAAAAUUAAAUGCAGCUGUGGCGAGAAAAUUCAUUAUGAUGCCACACUGUAAUACACAUGCUGUAAAUGUAUAUUACAUUAUCUAACAUUAGUGUUUUAUAUAAUCUAACAUGGGUGAUAUGUAUGAUCUAACCUGGGUGUUCUGUUCUGUCACAUAAAGCUCUGGCCCUGUUGAAAGUUUGUGGUGACCAUUGUGGCAUUGAUUUUGUCCUGUUUAAUGCAACUUAAGUGGAAUUUUGUUAAACUUAGUGUAGCAUCAUUGUAAGAUGCUAAAUAUCUUGUUAUAGGCAUUGAAAAAGGUCAUGCAAUGUUGAUGGAUGCUCAUUGCAAACAAUAUAUAUCAUUGCAUUGAGUCUUUUACUUAAAUGAGUUUGUCAUUGUAAUGUCUGAUCUAUGUACAGUUGUGAAUAGAGUAUUCUAUUUAAAUGAGUUUGUCAUUGUAAUGUCUGAUCUUUGUACAGUUGUGAGAAAAGAAGCUGCUCAAUCAUUCACUUUGCUGGAACCUGUGAAUUGUAACCUGUUGCCCUUAUCAUCCUUCAAACUGUAUGGACAUGGUUCAUCACCAAGGCUACAUUUCAGCACAAACAGCUUCCUAGCAGUCAUCCUCCUAUUGCUGCCUCAUCUGUAACAUUUGAGUUCUGAUAAACUCAUGUUUAUUGUCAUGUUUAUUGCUGCCUUGGUGUUAUACAGCAGACAGUAGGGAUGACAGGGGUUGUCUUGCAUGCAGACUGCAGAUGUAGCAAGUGUUAGGAGAAACACUGUGUGCAUUGUCGCUGCUGCAUUGUGAUAUAAAGUGCAUUGAGUUGUGGUGUAUGACGCUUUCAUUUUCUUGUGAACAAGCUGUGUUCAGCUUUUGUGUGGACUGUGGCAUGCUGCUGCUUAUGAAGCAAGCAUUUUUGUGAAGGCUGUCUGAGCAACAGAUGAACAUUGUCACUAGGCAACAGAUAUUUCAAGUCAAGGGACAGCAUUCAUUCAGUUGCCAUCUGAGUGUUGUGACUUAUUAUGUUGGAAGACAGUGGUUCUUGUUUGUGCUGCUAGCAUGUUUUAGAUCUUCAUACUGCUAGGAAAGUCACAAUCAAUGGUUGCUGUGUGUUGAAGAAGUGCAGUCAAGAUGGCUUUACAUAGUAUUACUUGUGGCCCCUAGUUGUGUGCCGGUUAGUUGGGUGCCAGCAACAUGGAAGCUGGGAACUACAAUUCUGCUGUCCUACCAUUACAGAUAUGUGGCAUUUGUGAAGUUAAUGGAAGCAGAAGGUAAACAGGUUUAAAGAAUGCUCAAGAACUGUUGUUUCCAAAUAAAUAAUUUUGUAUUAUUGAUUAGAUUUAAUUAUCUUUUGAAGAUGAGAAAUUUAAUCGCCAAAGAUUUUUGUAAUGAGAUAAAUGGUCAUGUGUAGUCCCUAUAUAUUUAUAUUACUGAAUACUAUGUAUUUAAAUUACUGUUUAUGAUGUGCAUUUCUGUACACAGGGGAUUUUCCAAUCAUAUUUUACUACAUUAUCAUCAAAAUAUUUUAUCAGUUACUAACGCCAAAUAUUUAUUUGAUUAUCCCAUGAAAUAAAGUGAUGAGUUGUCCGGAAUGCUUGCACAUUUUCUUUCUGCCUGCCAGUCUUGUUCUGUAAGUCUGUAGUCAUCCAAGGAUGGGAUGGUGUUUCCCAAAGCAAUACUUAAAAAUUAAUUUACAGAAAAAAGUGUUGUUUCUUCUAACAUUUUAAAUUGUAGAGUCGGGGAUGGGGGGGGGAGCACCAUCAGCCUAUAGUCACUUGCUGCUGCUCUUUGAUGCAAGCAACUUUUUUUUGUUUUUUGGUGGGGUGGGAUGGUUGACUUAACCAACUGCUAUAGCUUCAUGUCCAUGAACAUUGUGGGUGACCAUUAUGGCCUGACCAGCUGUUAAAGCUUUGGACAGGAUUAAGAAGCUGUUUAAGAGAUUAUAAAUAAUAUGCUGGCUGAAAAUAUUGAUCAGGAACUCAUACUUGCUGCAAUCCUAUUGAGGAUCCUUUCCCCCUGUCUCUUGCAGGUAUUCUCACACACAGAGUUACAAUGAAUGUUUUUGUAAUGUGGACAUUAAGAAUAUUGACAACUAGUAUUCUUUUAUUCUAAUUGAUCUUUUAAGGUGUAAAUUUGCAUGUGGAAGUUUUUGUUGUGAUUGCAAAAAAAAAAUUUUUUAAUGGAAUGUAGUCUCACAAAUUGUGUGGACAGUGAGUUUGUGUAAAGUGGGUGGGACAAAUAUUACAAUGAUGGGAUGUUAUGCAAGAGACAUACUUUGUAAUGCACACAGAGUGCAUUCCAGUAACUAAUGCUUGUUUCCCUAUAAAGAAAUCAGACAGUACAAUAUUGUGUGAUAAUGAGAAUUGCACGUAUGUGCCAUUCAAAUGCUGUGUGGUUGAUGAAGUGUGCACUAAGUGAUAGAAACGAGAACAGAAAAUGUCUUGUGGUCCUGCACAGUGGAAAGAACAGUUUCCACACUAGGCCCUCUUGCUCUCUGUGGACUGAGUCCUCGGCUAAAAAGUAUUUCAUUUGAUUUUUAAUUCCCAUAUCUUAGUACUUGUUUUACAAAACCAAUAUGCGUAUUUUAUUGUUUUUGAAGACUGGUAUUAUAAUUUACAUUACAAAUACAACUUGUUAAUUUCUA
Molecule: messenger RNA, 9968 nt
Organism: Pomacea canaliculata
Lineage: Eukaryota; Metazoa; Mollusca; Gastropoda; Architaenioglossa; Ampullariidae
Exons: 13
Coding region: 199-6822 (2207 amino acids)
Biological process (GO): calcineurin-NFAT signaling cascade; cytokine production; regulation of transcription by RNA polymerase II
Cellular component (GO): transcription regulator complex
Molecular function (GO): transcription factor binding; DNA-binding transcription factor activity, RNA polymerase II-specific; RNA polymerase II cis-regulatory region sequence-specific DNA binding
Source: RefSeq, a predicted model, not a curated record